UAUAUAAAGGCGCGGCGAGCUUGCAGUUAUUUUUAGUUUGAGCGGCGCACUGGUCAGAAGCAGUCGCAGUAGAUAACUGUUAACAAAAUGUCUCUAAUCAAAGCGCGACAAAUCGCAUUGGCUGGCGCCAGAUCUGUGCAUGCCGCCACAGCAUUCAACCCGUCCGAUGAUGUUGCUGCUGCGCAGGCGCGUCCCUUUAGCGAGGUGCCGCGACCAAGCACGGUAAAGUUCCUGCGCGGCUUUAUGCCCGGCGGAGAGUUUUAUGACACUUCGUUUUUGGAUUUUGCCAUCACCAUGCGCAAGCGGUAUGGCGACCUCUUUAUUAUGCCUGGUUUUUUUGGACGCAAGGAUUUUCUGGCCACCUUCAAUACCAAAGACAUUGAGACGGUGUUUCGCAACGAAGGUGUUUGGCCAAUUCGCGAGGGCAUCGAUUCAUUGGUUUACUUCCGCGAGAAAAUAAGGCCGGAAGUGUUUGGGGAGUUGAAGGGCCUAAUAGCCGCGCAACACGAGGGCUGGGGCAAGUUUCGAUCGGCUGUGAACCCUGUAUUAAUGCAGCCCAGGGGCCUGAAAAUGUACUAUGAACCGCUGUCCAACAUUAACAAUGAAUUUAUUGAGCGCAUCAAAGAGAUACGCGAUCCACAUACCUUGGAAGUGCCCGCUGACUUUGAUCAGGAAAUAAGCCGUCUGGUUUUCGAGUCGAUUGCAUUGAUUGCCUUCAAUCGUCAAAUGGGCAUCAUACGCAAGAACCGUGAUAAUCCCGACGCCUUGGGUCUGUUCAAAUCGUCACGACAGAUAUUUCAGCUUUCCUUUAAGCUGGACAUACAGCCCUCACUUUGGAAAUUCGUGUCCACCCCCACCUUCCGUAAACUGAUGCGCAUUCUUAACGAGAGUGUGGAUAUUUCACAGCGUCUGAUUGAGGAAGCCCGGCUGGAGGAGGAGCGGCGACUACAGUCUGGAGAUAAGAGCGUCAACAACAGCAUGAUGCAGCGACUGAUAAAUAUUGAUCCCAAGGUGGCAGUCGUUAUGGGUCUGGACUUGCUUUUAGCCGGCGUGGAUGCAUCUAGCACAUUUUUGGGUGCCCUGCUGCUGUGCCUGAGCAAGAACCAGGAUAAACAGCACAAGCUACGCGCUGAGCUGCUGCGAGUGAUGCCAACCAAAGAAACGAUUCUGGAUGAGGAGAGUAUGAAGGAUAUGCCAUAUCUGCGUGCCGUUAUCAAGGAGGCCCUGCGCUAUUAUCCCAACGGAGUGGGCACCUUCCGCAUCUGCACAACGGACGUUACCCUUUCUGGUUAUAAUAUACCCAAAGGUACACAGAUUUUGCUCGGUUCGAAUGCUCUGAUGAAGGAAGAAGCGUAUUUUCCACAAGCAAACCAGUUCCUGCCCGAACGUUGGCUGCGUGAUCCCGAGACGAACAAAAAGAUAGAUGUCACUCCGUUUACCUACCUGCCCUUUGGCUUCGGGCCUCGCAUGUGCAUUGGCAAGCGUGUGGUGGAUCUAGAAAUGGAGACCUCGCUGGCCAAAUUAAUACGCAACUUCCAUGUAGAGUUUAACUACGAUGCAUCCAAGCCAUUCAAAUCAUUAUUCCUUAUGGAGCCAGCCAUCCCGUUCCGCUUCAAGUUCACCGACGUGGACAAGUAAUGCGAACCAACAAGCCAAAGCCUUUGCCUAAGAUUGUACAUAUAUUAUUUAGUCAAGCAAUUCCUGAAGUACUUAAAGUAUAUAAAAACUAUGUUUAACAUAAGUA
This is a messenger RNA of Drosophila montana, 1744 nucleotides long. RefSeq names its product probable cytochrome P450 12d1 distal, mitochondrial. NCBI's taxonomy places the organism in Eukaryota, Metazoa, Arthropoda, Insecta, Diptera, Drosophilidae. The record is from RefSeq and is a predicted model, not a curated record. Gene Ontology annotation, molecular function: iron ion binding; monooxygenase activity; oxidoreductase activity, acting on paired donors, with incorporation or reduction of molecular oxygen. The transcript is spliced from 4 exons. The coding region runs from base 88 to 1638 and encodes 516 amino acids.